AUGCAGCAGCAGCAGCAGCAGCAGCAGCAGCAGCCGCAGCAGCAACAGCAGCCGCCGCCGCCGCUGCCGUCUAUUCCGCCCCUAAGCGCGCAAUACCAAGACAACGGCCUGCAGCUAUCGGUCGCCGGAGCACCGGCCCCAGGUCAGCCCGUCGAUGGGUCCCAGCCGCCGACACCCCAGGCUCAAGACCGGGCCCCGCUCACCGCGGAGCAAAAAAGGCAACAGGACCUUAACUUGCAGCCGUACUCGUCUGUCGACCCGCAAGGGCGCCUAUAUUCUCUGGAUGUCGUGCAACAGCCACAACGUGCCCGGAUGUGCGGUUUUGGUGACAAGGACCGUAGGCCCAUUACGCCACCUCCCUGUGUGAGGCUGGUCGUCAGGGACAGCAAGACUGGCAAGGAAAUUGACUGCAAUGAGAUCGAACAUACUAUGUAUGUCCUCAAUGUGGAUCUUUGGUCCGAUGAUGCCUUGAAGGAAGUCAACUUGGUUCGCCACACAACAGCCACCCCUUCCAUCUCAUCGACGACCCCUGCAUCGUAUGCUGCAAUUGAGCAGUCUACGCCUGCAUAUUCCCACAUCCUGCCCUCAUCGACUCGCGAUGUCGGAUAUCCCCAGCAAAUGUCCUAUCAAAAUCCCGGUCCCCAGGUAAACCAUUACGCCAUGCAGCCAGGACCAUACGGAGGAGGUGGCUUUGUUUCGCCUAAUGGCGGAGGCUACACGCAACCGAACCCGUACUACGCCCAGGACUUCCGCCCCGAUCUGCAAAACAUGCCCCAGCUAGCAUCCCAAAACAAUACGUACGGUCCUCCGCGCGUCUACGACGCCCCGUUCAACAUGACACAGCGUCUUUCCAUCGGUGGCAACCAGCCCCAGGGAAUGUUCACACGAAACCUUAUUGGCAGCCUGGCCGCAAGUGCCUUCCGCCUUACCGAUACCGAAGACAAGAUCGGCAUCUGGUUCAUCUUGCAAGACCUCAGCGUGAGAACAGAGGGCAACUUUAGGCUUCGCUUCUCCUUUGUUAACGUCGGGAUCCCGCCUCCAGGACCGGGGCACCUUACCCAAGGCAUUAACACAGGCAAGGCGCCUGUGCUAGCAUCUGCCUUCAGCGAAGUUUUCCAGGUUUUUUCUGCCAAGAAAUUCCCAGGCGUCUGCGAAAGCACACCGCUCAGCAAAUGCUUUGCCACGCAGGGCAUCAAGAUUCCGAUAAGGAAAGAGGGCGCGAAUAGCAAGGGGAACAAUGACGAUGACGAUUACGAAUAG
Lasiosphaeria miniovina is the source of this 1260-nucleotide messenger RNA. RefSeq names its product velvet factor-domain-containing protein. The record is from RefSeq and is a predicted model, not a curated record. NCBI's taxonomy places the organism in Eukaryota, Fungi, Ascomycota, Sordariomycetes, Sordariales, Lasiosphaeriaceae. Bases 1 to 1260 code for a protein of 419 amino acids. The transcript has 6 exons.